CUUUGGCUUUCCAUUUUCUGUUAAAGCUACUUAAGGUCAUUCCAAAUCGAAAUAUUGUUUAGUUGAGACUGUUGCUUCGAAGUGGCUAGUUUAGUUCGAUUGGGUACAUUUAAAACCGAAGAAGACACGUUCAGUGCAUACAUUAAUGUAUGUUAAUUUAAGCAGUUCUUGAGCAUCACUUUGCAGCUAGUUUAGUGUUUGAAAGUGGAAACAAGCAUUUAAUAUUUAUGAAUAUUUACCGUGAUUAUUGCCUAAAAAACUAGUGGUUGCUGGCGAAAAAAUCAUCUAAAUAGUUUCUUUCAUAAAUUGAAGGAUAUUUUGCAUUGUUAAAAUGCGAAACGCGGACUUAACACGAUUAUUUUUAUUAUUUUCAACAAUACUUAGUGUGUGUCUAGCUCAAAGAGGUCUUCGCACUUUAAUAGAAUGGAAGGAGAUGGAAUAUAGUUUUCCAUCAAAUGCGGAUCGAUUACAAGCUAUCAGAGACGGUCUCUACGUGCAUGGAAAUGGUGUUCCAAUUGACGUAGACGUUCACUAUGGUGAUUCGAAUAUGUCAAAUGCAACAAUCAACGGCAUAAAGUUUCCAGAUUCAGCAAGAGAUUUAUCCAGAAUUUUUGUCACGAUACCAAGAUUUACUACUGGGAUACCAUUUACCCUUGGUACGGUUACGAAUCUCCCUGCUGAGGGAGGUCCGCAACUUGUAGCUUAUCCACGAUAUUCUUGGCAUUCAAGUCAUGGACUAGACUGUAAUGGAAUAACAUCGGCGUUUCGAGUUGCGAUUGACGAUUGCGAAAGACUGUGGGUUAUUGAUACUGGACGCAUUGGGAACGUACAACACUGCACACCUCAACUGCUUGUAUUCGAUUUGCGAAAGGACACUCUGAUACACCGUUACAGAUUCCCCCAGUCUCAAUUCAAAACUGCAGUUUCACUAUUAGUUACUCCAAUUGUUGAUAUUCGAAGCCAAAGUCAUGGCUGCCGGAAGACUAUGGUCUACAUUGCUGAUAUUACUGGAUUCGGCCUGUUGGUCUAUGAUUACGAGGCAAACACAUCGUGGAGAAUUGAAAAUAAGUUGAUGUUCCCAAAUCCUGAUUGGGGAACCUUCACUAUCGCUGGAGAGAGCUUUGAUUUGAUGGAUGGUCUUGUGGGUCUGGCUCUGACACCUCAAUCAAGGGGAGGAAGGAAUGAACCUUCCGAAGGAAAAUAUGGGGGAUAUCCUUCGUCUUCACGACCGCCGCGGGAACGUGAACGUUACUUAUAUUUCCAUGCCAUGGCCGGCGAGGUUGAGAAUCGUGUGCCUCUCAGUUUGGUUGAUAACAGGACGAUCUGGCUGAAUGCCCCAGAUUCCAAUCCAAGGGAUUUCGUUACAAUCGGUCGUCGUGGUACACAAAGUGCUGUCAUGGCAAUUGAUAGCCGCGACAAUAUGUUCUUUGGUUUGAUGAACGAUAUUGCAGUAGCUAGUUGGAAUAUUAACACGCCCUAUCAAAGAUCGAAUUUCAAAUUGGUAGCUCAAAACCCCACAACAUUACAAUUUAUAAGUGGACUGAAAAUUAAACGCAGCAGAAUCAAUACAGAGGAGUUGUGGGUGAUGUCGAAUCGAUUCCAGAAAUCAGCUGCUGGGACGAAAAAUUCACAAGAAAUCAAUUACCGGAUUUUAGGAUGUAAUAUUGAUGAGCUGCUGACUACUGGCUGCCGAACCGCUGAUCACAGAGAUAAUUUAAUUUUUGCCUAAUGCAACAUUUUUAAUAAUCUAGUCAUAAUUGGAACUAAGUACAAUAUUAGGAAUUUGCCUAUGAAUCAGUAUGUACACUUUGUUGUUACAUUAAGAAAACAUUUUAUGCGAGUAAACUAUAAUUGCAUAUUUAAAUCUAAUUAAACUAUUUGUUUCGUUGAAAA
This is a messenger RNA of Hermetia illucens (black soldier fly), 1893 nucleotides long. Its product is annotated as major royal jelly protein 1-like. Gene Ontology annotation, cellular component: extracellular region. The coding region runs from base 332 to 1729 and encodes 465 amino acids. Lineage: Eukaryota; Metazoa; Arthropoda; Insecta; Diptera; Stratiomyidae. The record is from RefSeq and is a predicted model, not a curated record. The transcript is spliced from 8 exons.